This is a messenger RNA of Daphnia pulex (common water flea), 961 nucleotides long. RefSeq names its product U8-agatoxin-Ao1a-like. Lineage: Eukaryota; Metazoa; Arthropoda; Branchiopoda; Diplostraca; Daphniidae. Gene Ontology annotation, molecular function: ion channel inhibitor activity. Gene Ontology annotation, cellular component: extracellular region. The coding region runs from base 357 to 698 and encodes 113 amino acids. The transcript is spliced from 4 exons. The record is from RefSeq and is a predicted model, not a curated record.
CUCGUCCUGGUUUUUGCGCGGGUUGAAGGCCGAUAAAUACACCAGGCCAGCCGCACCCGCUCUUCACAUCAUUGCACGACUCGUCGAUAAGGUCUUCGUCGCCGCCGCUCCCUCCGUCGCUUUACUAUUCCGCAGCAAAUCAUUUCGGGGUUAUUUUUUCCCUUCCAAUUCCAGUUGGUCUCUCUAGACAAAUCAAACUCAUCGUCGACAUAUCAAACGUAGUCUGUUUUUAUCACUGAAUUUUAUUUUUUUGAUCGUCGUUUCAAUUUCGUUCAAUUUCGUGACCAGUUUGAUCGAGGGAUUGCCGUCAUCAGUCUUCCACAUUAUUUCAGAAAUACCACGGACGUCGUUCAAACAUGGUUUCCAAAGUGGUGGUGGUCCUCUUCGCGGUCCUCGUCUUGAGCCAGGCCGUCCUCUGUCUCGAUCCGCAUUACUUUGACGAAGUUGCAGAAGAUCAGAUGACUAACGAACAACAAUCUGCUGGAUUGAACUACUUUACCGACAACGCUGAGCCUCUGAUGGAAAAUGCCCAAAAACGUUCGCCUUUGAUUUAUGUUUCCAGACGAUCUUGCAUCCGACGCGGUGGCAGCUGCGACCAUAGGAGGAACGAUUGCUGCUUCAGCAGCUCCUGUCGCUGCAACCUGUGGGGAUCCAAUUGCCGUUGUCAUCGGGCCGGACUCUUCCAGAAAUGGGGCUAAAAAUCAAAUGGUGGAACAUCAUCAACAUCUUUGAACGUGAACCAACAAAAUCCCAUCCCCCCUCUCCCACCCAAACGCCACAACCAAAUAUAUACUACACACGGGGAACGGACAACAAACAACACUGACAACAAAUCCACAAGCACCGUACGCACCAAUUUCCAAUCCGCAGCAUCUCUGUCGUCCAUAAUCCAAUCUGAUUCUCAUCAACUGCAAUUUACUGAUUCCAAAUGGAUCAAUUUUGAGUUUGAACUUUUUUUUCU